This is a messenger RNA of Dipodomys ordii (Ord's kangaroo rat), 402 nucleotides long. RefSeq names its product defensin, beta 125 (gene Defb125). The transcript has 2 exons. Lineage: Eukaryota; Metazoa; Chordata; Mammalia; Rodentia; Heteromyidae. Gene Ontology annotation, cellular component: extracellular region. Bases 1 to 402 code for a protein of 133 amino acids. The record is from RefSeq and is a predicted model, not a curated record. Gene Ontology annotation, biological process: innate immune response.
AUGGCUGCCCCAAUGCUGACCUUCAUUAUCUGUGGGCUGUUAACUCAGAUGGCCAAAGGCUGGUGGGAACUAAAGUGCUGGAAAAAUGACUUGGGACACUGCAGAAGACGAUGUUUAGAUAAUGAAAGAUACAUCCGACUUUGUAAGAACAAGGUGUCCUGCUGUCUUCCCUUGCGGUUUUCACAUGAAUACACUCGCAGACCACCACCUGCCUUCAUGCGACCAGAAGAUGUCACCGUUGACUUCAGUGACUGGACCCCUUUUCCUGUUUCACCGAACCUAAGCGAUACAUUCCCCUUUAAUACAAAUGAGCCUUAUGAAACUUUCCCUACAACUCAGGAGCAACAUACUUCUAAGAUUGUAGAACACACAUCUCAGGUAUAUGUUAUUAGAGCUAUUUAA